AUGGUAAUAGAGUUAAGAAAAAAUAGUGAUUAUAAUAUUUCUGCUGAUUAAAAUCAAAUCAAAAUUGAAGAAAUUAUUUAAGAGAGUGAAGAUAAAAAAUAAUAGAAUAUCAAAUAGUCUGAAAGAUUAUUAAAUGAAGGUAUGCCCAAUUGAAUUACUUUUUAGGAUGGGCAUUAAAUAAUUUGAAUAAAUAUUAAGAAGCCAUUGAAUGUUAUGACAAAGCAAUUUCCAUUAAUCCUAAAAAUGAUCUUGCUUGGAGUAAUAAGGGUAAUUAAUUGUUAAAAAUUAUUUUUAGGAUGGGCAUUAAAUAGUUUAAAUAAAUAUUAAGAAGCCAUUGAAUGUUAUGACAAAGCAAUUUCCUUUAAUCCGAAGUAUGAUUUUGCUUGGAACAAUAAGGGUAAAUUAUAUUAUCAUUCAGGUUAUGCACUACACAAAUUAUAGAAAUAUUAUGAUGCAAUAUCAUGUUACGAUUAAGCUCUUUCUUUUAGAAUUUUACCUCUAAGAUUAUAACGAAAAGGUAUCUAAAACUUUAAUUUAUUUUUAGCUGAUUCACUAUUUGAAUUAGGAAAGAAAGCAGAAGCUAAACAAUGUUAUUUGGCUGCAUUGGAAAAUGGAUCUAAUGAUAAGAAUUACAUUUAGGAAUAACUAUCAAAGUUAUGA
This is a messenger RNA of Paramecium primaurelia, 660 nucleotides long. NCBI's taxonomy places the organism in Eukaryota, Ciliophora, Oligohymenophorea, Peniculida, Parameciidae. The record is from the annotation of a GenBank genome assembly.